AUGUCCAGCUUCAAGAACAUCAGACGGGUGCUCAUUGCCAACAGGGGUGAAAUUGCUGUGCGGAUAAUCAAAACCUGCAAUAGAUACCAACUGACAGCCGUUGCUAUCUACUCGAAAGAAGAUCUCGAAUCGCUUCAUGUCAGUUUGUCGGAUGAGGCAUACUUGCUGAGCGGAGUUGGAGCUAGCGCAUAUACGAACAUCCCAGAGAUCAUCGAGCUGGCAGCAAAGCACAACAUCGAUGUGGUCAUUCCUGGGUACGGCUUUCUUUCUGAGAACUCAGAAUUCGCAGCAGAGCUGGCCAAGAACGGUAUUCUUUUUGCCGGUCCUUCUUCAGAGUCUGUUGAGCAAUUUGGGUUAAAACAUCUGGCUCGUGAUAUUGCAAUCAAGGCAAAUGUUCCUGUGGUUCCUGGAACUAGUUUGAUCAGCGAUAGCGAAAAGCUUGUUUCUGAAUGCAACAGGAUCGGGUACCCUGUGAUUUUGAAGGCCACAGCAGGAGGAGGAGGAAUGGGUCUCAAGGUGUGCUACAACGAAAGCGAACUUGUGGCGAACUUUGCCGAGGUCACUUCCAGAGGCACGUCUCUUUUUUCGAAUGCCGGUGUGUUUGUUGAAAAGUACAUCGAAAAAGGUCGACAUAUCGAAGUCCAGAUGUUUGGUAACGGUAUGGGUGACGUGGUCACCUACGGAGAGAGAGAGUGCUCUAUCCAGAGACGGCACCAAAAAGUCAUUGAAGAAUGUCCAUCGCCGUUUGUGUCCGAUCUUGGUACGAAGCAUAACUUACGGGAACGUCUGACCUCGGCAGCAAAACGCCUGGCCACCAAAAUCAAGUACAAGUCUGCCGGUACAGUCGAGUUCUUGGUGGACGACACAACCGGCGACUUUUACUUUUUGGAGGUCAACACCCGGUUGCAAGUGGAACACGGUAUUACAGAAAUGGUGUAUGACGUUGAUUUGGUUUAUUUGAUGCUGUUGCAAGCAGAACAUGAAAGCAACUCCUCUGGUAUUCCUGUUGAGAUUUUGAAAGCAAGUUUAAAAUACGACCAAAACGGCGUUGAAAUUCCCAACGGCCAUUCGAUUGAAGUUCGAGUGUACGCGGAGAAUCCGGUUCGCAACUUUGCUCCCUGUCCCGGAAUUUUGCAUAAUGUCUCGCUGCCUUCAGACGGUACUUACGGGGACUAUCAAGUGCGAAUCGAUCACUGGAUUGAGACCGGUAGCAAGGUCUCGCCUUACUUUGACCCGCUUCUCGCUAAGGUGAUGGUUUGGUCUCCAGUCCGGAACAGUGACAACAUGAUCAAAGUUCUCAAUGAUAUCAAGAUACAGGGCCCCGUCAAUAAUGUGGAGUACUGUAUUCAUAUUCUGGACAGCCCUGAGUUCCGCACAGGAAACACGCUUACCGGCUUGCUUUCAGGGUUCGUGUUCAAGCCACAUCUGAUUGAGUUCGAAAGUGGGGGAGCAUACACCACCAUCCAGGACCUCCCUGGAAGACGUAAGGUCAGAUUCGGAGUCCCUAUUGGCGGUCCGGUUGAUCCGCUAGCUUUGCAAAUAGCAAACGUCAUUGUUGGAAAUCCUUUGCACUGUGAAGCUCUUGAGAUAAACCUCAAAGGACCGGCCAUCCGUUUCCAUGCCCCAGCAGUGGUUGCCCUUGCUGGUGGCAGAUUCAAGUUUACCCUUGAUGACAAGGACGUCCCUAUGUACACGGAGCUGUUCAUUCCUGCCGGCAGUCUUCUUGAGAUAAAGGAGCCCCUAGGAUCUGCUGCAAAGUGCUAUCUGGCAAUCAAAGGCGGCUUUCCAGGAGUUGCCAACUAUCUUGGCUCUAAGGGUUGCCUGCCAAGUCUGCAGCUUGGUGGCCACCAGGGACGAAUCAUACUUCCUGGAGAUUGUCUUGACAUUUCAAAACUAGAACCAAUCGAGGUCUUCAAAACAGGCUAUCAGUUCCCAGAAUCGCUCAUUCCUGACUACGAGAGAGCCACCAAUGUGGUCCGUGUUAUUGGCGGUCCCCAUGACACGCCAGACAUCGUAUCGGAAGAAGGAAUGGAGCAACUCUACUCCGUUCCCUACUCUGUCAAUUUCAACUCCAACAGAGGAGCUACCCGACUGGACGGCCCAGAAAUGAAGUUCAGCAGGCCUUCAGGUGGUGACGGUGGUGGCCACCCAAGUAACAUAUUAGAGUAUCCCUAUCCUACGUGUGGUUUGUCUGCUGUUGGGUCUGUUAUGACUCUGUACGGGCCGGAUGGAGCCACUGCCUCGGGAUUUGUCUGCAUUUUUGCUCCUGCUGAGGCAGACUUUUGGAGGUUCGGCCAGGCUGCUAUCAACAGCAAAAUUCACUUCACUCCUAUCACGUACAAUGAUGCAAUCAAGCUCAUGAAGCAGCGGAACGAGUAUCUGGAAGAGAUUUCCAAACGUCCUAGCAGCUCGUCUAUCAAGUUCAACGACGAGCUUCCUGAAUACGAGCCACUGAAAAGCAAGGUUGGUAACUUCUUGUACAGACGGGAGUUGUCAGAAACCUUGCCGGAGGUAUGCUUUAGACAGGCUGGAGAAAGAAUGAUCGUGGUCGACUUUGGCAACCUGGAAUUCGAUCUGUUCAAAAAUGGCCGCCAGCACGUGAUGGAGACAGAAAUCAGAAAUCAGCUGCCGGGAAUGUUUGAAAGUAUUGAGUGCUGUACAGGAGCCAUGGGAGUCCUGUAUGAUCCAAUGGAAGUGGACAGAGCUGAACUGCUGGAGAAACUGAUCGAACUGGAAGCCUCAAUCCCGCAGAUCGAGAAGCUGAAGAUUCCAUCAAGAACAUUCAGAUUGCCGGUUGCCUUUGAGCACUCAGCUCUUGACCACUGUUUGGAGCGGUACAUGCAUUCACAGCGUUCACAUGCCACGUAUUUGCCAAAAAAUACCGAAUACCUCAUGAAAGCAAACCUCAUCAAAGACAUGGAGCAGUUUAAGAGCUGCAUUAUAGGCAAGCCGGAAAUGGUGGUUGCGAUCACCUUCUUAUGUGCUAACGUGCUGAUGGCCACUGUGGACCCGCGGUGCAGACUUUCUGCCUCGAAGUACAACCCUACACGUACAUCAACCCCUAGCGGAACGAUCUCCACCGGCUCCGUGUUGCAAUCCAUCUAUCCACAGGAAUCCCCUGGAGGAUACAUGAUGUGGGGUAUGACUCUGCCAAACUGGUACUGGGAUACAUUCUGUAGAAUCCACGAGAAUCCAUGGCCUUUCAAGGUGUUUGACCAGGUGGUUUUCUAUGAGGUUGAUGAGGAAGAGCUGCAAAGAAUGAACAAUCUACUGCUCACGAAAAAGAUGAAGAUUGAGCCGACCGAGGGUGUUUUCGAUUUCGUGGAGUACAGGAGUUUCCUUGAUUCAAUUGAUGACGAGCUGAAGGAUCUGAAAAGGCGCAAGCUUUUGGCGUUUGAAGAGUGCAAUCGUGAGGAACAGGCUGAUUUUGAGCUGUGGCAACAAGAAAAAGCAGCUGCUGCUGCCUCCAAGCCAAAAUCAGACGACGUCAGCAGCGUUCCAGGUGCAAUUAAGAUUACAUCGCACAUGCCAUCAAACGUUUUUAAAAUCAAGUGCAAGGUGGGAGACGUUGUUCCUAAGGAAGAUCCGCUCGUUAUUUUGGAAGCUAUGAAAAUGGAAAUUCCUGUGCAUAUCAAGAACAAAUCGAGUUUCGAAAAGUAUGAGGUUCUGGGGGUGGUUGUCGAGGAGGGUGAUAUCGUCAACCCUGGUGAUGUUCUUAUGAUUAUCAGGGGGGUGGAGUCCACCUAG
This is a messenger RNA of Ogataea haglerorum, 3747 nucleotides long. RefSeq lists its product as uncharacterized. NCBI's taxonomy places the organism in Eukaryota, Fungi, Ascomycota, Pichiomycetes, Pichiales, Pichiaceae. Gene Ontology annotation, molecular function: ATP binding; metal ion binding. The transcript has a single exon. The coding region runs from base 1 to 3747 and encodes 1248 amino acids. The record is from RefSeq and is a predicted model, not a curated record.